ACCACUGCAACACAGCGAGCGCGCCUUUAAGUUUAGCUGAAGCUCGCUGUAGUGAGCUGCAUGUUAUGUCACCUCCAGCUAAGACACAUCUACACACGGACAUCAGUGACAACCAGGCUCCUUCUCGUGAGACACGAACGAGCUACAUUGAAGCAGUCAGAAUGUUGGGGGCUGUGGUUGUUGGCAUUGGCACAGCAGGUUGGGUGAGAAUCCGAGACAUGUUGGCUCCUGAACCUGGCAGUCUUGCAGAGAAACUCAAUGUCAGAGGAUUCAUAUCCAGGAGAAGCCUGGACCCUCAGCAGGGAGUGAGUCAGAUCUCCAUAGAAGAGGCUGUGAGUAGAGAUGACAUUCAUGUGGCGUUCAUCUGCACUGAGAAUGUGUUGCACGAGGACAACGUCAGCGCUUUUCUGCAGGCAGGAAAACACGUCUGUGUGGAGUACCCCAUGACCACGAACUACAAGGCUGCUGUGGAGCUCUGGGAUUUAGCCCAGAAAAAAGGAGUGAUUCUCCAUGAAGAACACAUUGAGCUGCUGACAGAAGACUACAAAGCACUGAGGAGAGAGGUAGAGGGUAAAAUCCUGCAGGAAGGAACUCUUCAUUUUACAGGUGGAGCUCUGAAGCCCGGAUUUGGUUUCCCAGCAUUCAGUGGCAUUGCUCGCCUCACCUGGUUGGUUGAGUUGUUCGGUGAGCUGUCAGUUACUGUAGCAACCAUGGAGGAAGACCCUGCUAACAACUACAGCAAGAUGACUGCAAAGCUGCUCACUUCUGACAACAGACCUCUGACGUGGAUUGAGGAACGUGGGCCAGGCCUCCCCAGGGCCAAGAACAUCAACUUUCACUUUGACUCCUGCACUCUGACCCAGAUCCCACCUGCACCUAGAGGGAAUGUGGGCCUCUUCAUGCAGGACCUCAUCCACUUCUCUGCCAAGCUGGAGGGCCAAGUGAGUGUUGAGGAGCUCCGCAGAGAGAAAAUCCGGGUCCUUCACUGCUUGCAGUUGGCAGAGAGGAUACAACAACUUUGCUAAAGUUAAAUGGGGACUGUCCAUGAAAUACACAUAAAACUUUAUUUAAACAUUCACUUAUUAUAUGUUAUCUUCAUAUUUCAUCACCAUGCCCUUAAGUUUUUGUAUUUUGUUGUUAAAAUCUUUCAAAGUAUUACUUGAUAUUAUUACAUUCAGAGAAUAAUGAGUAAAUGAAUUGAACACUUCCUAACAUGAUCUGCACAUAUUUGGACAUGGGUGCCUAAAAGUAGAAUAUUUGGAUGACUGGAAAUAUCAUAUAGACCAGUUCUCUAGAAUCCAGCAAAGAUUUAGUAUCCUACAUUUAGUGUCUAUGCUUCUGUAUCUGCCUCUCACACAAACACACACACAGUAGAGUGGUUUUACAAAAGAUGUUGACAGCUUCAUAUUAAGCUUUGAAUAUAUACCUGUUUAAUAAAAAUUUUGAACAAAGACGCAAUUGGAAAAUGUCUUAAACACCAAACCAAAAUGGUAAAUUUUAAGAGAGGGAGGAACAUUAAGGACAGAGUUGACAACAUGUCCACCGUAAAAGUAAAAAUGUAAAUUAGGCAACAGGGUUUAUAACUGUAUAACUCUUAUCCAUGUGUGAAUGAUGUACAGAAAACAUCACAUGUAAAAGCAUACAAUGUUCUUAAUGAUCUUGCUAAAUAAUUUGAUGUAAAAAUCAAUUCAAUGAACAAUCCAUCAAAGUGAAAAAAUAAAGAACUACAAUAUUGUGUCUUC
Anoplopoma fimbria (sablefish) is the source of this 1742-nucleotide messenger RNA. It is a transcript of the gene blvra, whose product is annotated as biliverdin reductase A. The record is from RefSeq and is a predicted model, not a curated record. Gene Ontology annotation, molecular function: biliverdin reductase [NAD(P)H] activity; nucleotide binding; zinc ion binding. Gene Ontology annotation, biological process: heme catabolic process. The transcript is spliced from 7 exons. The coding region runs from base 66 to 1025 and encodes 319 amino acids. NCBI's taxonomy places the organism in Eukaryota, Metazoa, Chordata, Actinopteri, Perciformes, Anoplopomatidae.